AUGCCUUCCAGCACGAACAGCAACGUUGCUGUGGUCAUCCUCCAUGGCUCCUACCACAGCCCGGCUCCGUUCCAGCUCCUGAUCCGCCAGUUCGCCUCCCGUGGCAUCGAGGCCCAUUGCCCACACCUUCCGACCUGGAAUCUCAGCAGGCUCGACGUAGGGGAUGUCAACAACCCCGAUUUCGAUCGGGCGCCUCCUGUCGGCGGCUAUCCGAGUGACAGUGAGGAUGUGGAUGUAGUGAUUUGGGCCUUGGACAAACUCAUCAAGCAGGAGGGCAAACGAGUCCUUCUCGCAGCGCAUUCCUCAGGCGGCUGGGUUGCGACUCAAGCCCCCAUCCCAGAGCUACAACUCAAAUCUCGUCAGGUCGCAGGAAAGCCCGAUGGUCUGCUUGGACUCUUCUUCCUCGGGGCUUUUGUCAUUCCUAUCGGCGAGUCCGUCAAUACCUUCUCCCAGCCCGAGGAUGGAACCCAGGUUACCCCGCCGUUUAUGAGAUUCUACAGCAAGCGCAUACCAUAG
Aspergillus heteromorphus CBS 117.55 is the source of this 516-nucleotide messenger RNA. RefSeq lists its product as uncharacterized. The record is from RefSeq and is a predicted model, not a curated record. NCBI's taxonomy places the organism in Eukaryota, Fungi, Ascomycota, Eurotiomycetes, Eurotiales, Aspergillaceae. The transcript is spliced from 2 exons. Bases 1 to 516 code for a protein of 171 amino acids.